AGACAUGAACUUUCAACCUCAGCAAUAAUUAAUUUUCACAUAAUAUAUUUACGAUUACGAAAGAGAACAGAGGGGCGACUUCAAGAUGGCAGAUUUAACGCCACCACCCAGCCCUUGCCGCCUAUCCUCACAGAACCCUUGCCGCCUCUCCUCGCCCUGCCCAAAUCGUCUUUCCUCACUAAGAUAUAUCUCCCCACCAAAUCGCCUCUCCUCUCCAACAAGGGAUCUCCAUCGCAUCCCCGACCGUCACCGCUCUAUCACGAAACGAAGACGCAGUGAAACAUCCAGAUCCCACCUCCUUCUCCUCAAAAUCGAGAGUGCUCGGCUCAGGAUUGAGAACGAGCGGUUGAAGGAAGAGAAUGCACAAUUGAAGGAGGAGAGCGCCCGAUCAAGCGCAGAGAAUGCUUAUUGGAGAGAGUGAGUUGACCGUCUGCGCGAGGAGAAUGGUCGCUUGAGGGAAGAGAACUUCCAUUUGGGGGAGGGGGAUGCCAAUGCCAAUUUGAAAGAAGACAACGCUCGACUACGCCA
Messenger RNA from Hyaloscypha bicolor E, 528 nucleotides. RefSeq lists its product as uncharacterized. The transcript has a single exon. The record is from RefSeq and is a predicted model, not a curated record. Bases 86 to 421 code for a protein of 111 amino acids. Lineage: Eukaryota; Fungi; Ascomycota; Leotiomycetes; Helotiales; Hyaloscyphaceae.